Messenger RNA from Hipposideros armiger (great roundleaf bat), 2270 nucleotides. It is a transcript of the gene SLC35E4, whose product is annotated as solute carrier family 35 member E4. Gene Ontology annotation, cellular component: membrane. Bases 679 to 1731 code for a protein of 350 amino acids. The transcript has 2 exons. Lineage: Eukaryota; Metazoa; Chordata; Mammalia; Chiroptera; Hipposideridae. The record is from RefSeq and is a predicted model, not a curated record.
CGGUGGCGGAGGCGGGGCUAAGAGCGCAAGGACUCGCCCCGCGGCCCGGCCGGGGCUGGAGCUGAGUAGGAGCUGCUGCCGGAGGCGCAGCCAGGGCUGCUGGGAGACGGAGCUGGAGGGCAAGCUCUGCCGGAGCCGAGCCGAGCCGAGCCGAGCUCACCGCCUGGCACCGGUCGGAGCUAGAACCGGCGUGUCAGCCGCAGGGCCUGGUCACUGUUGGAGGCAGCGAGCCGCAACCAUUGGCGCGGGAGCCUGGAUCACCCCUGCCAGGCCUGGGCACGGCCUGAACACGCAGGAGAUCCCGGGAUCUGGACCGAAGAGGCAAAGGAACGAGGAUUCCAUCUAAGCAUAGCGUGGGCACGGGGCGGGGAGAAGAGUGAAGACUUCACCAGGAACUGGGCAGAGGUGCCAGAGCUUACUAGGCCAGGCUUGAGCACCAGAGAGCCUGGCAUCGCAGCAGGCACGACCUGGGCUCUGCCCUUCCAGAGUCGGGAACACAGCAUAGCUCCUGGACCUCGGCUGGCACAGGCCUGGCACAAGAAGCAGUUUUCUCACCUGUCUGAGAGGAGGGCUGGGAUCUGAGGAACCAGGAUCUCGCCUGGCCCUAAGGGGGGCUCUCUGGUGGCCUACAGCUGGCCACUGGGGAGCUGGCCUCCUGCCCCAGCCCCACUGGUACGGAUGUGCCACUGUCCUCUGGAGCAUCAUGACAGCAGGAUGACCUCUGCUGAGGCAGGGGCAGUGACUGGAGGUGCUCGGGUGGCUGGAUACCCCGAGUGGCACCCUACUAUUCCCCAGGCCCUUGGGCAGCCUGGCCGGGUCCGGGUGGCCAUAGCAGCACUGGUGUGGCUGCUGGCAGGAGCCAGCAUGUCCAGCCUCAACAAAUGGAUUUUCACAGUUCAUGGCUUUGGGCGGCCCCUGCUGCUCUCAGCGCUGCACAUGCUGGCAGCAGCACUGGCAUGCCACCGGGGGGCACGGCGGCCCAUGCCCAGUGGUACCCGUCGCCAGGUGCUACUGCUCAGCCUUACGUUCGGCACCUCGAUGGCCUGUGGCAACGUGGGCCUGAGUGCUGUGCCCCUGGACCUGGCACAGCUGGCCACCACUACCACGCCACUGAUCACGCUGGCCCUGUCAGCACUGCUGCUUGGCCGUCGCCACCACCCGCUGCAGUUUGCCGCCAUGGGCCCACUCUGCCUGGGGGCUGCCUGCAGCCUGGCCGGCGAGCUCCGGACACCUCCCGCUGGCUGUGGCUUCCUGCUGGUGGCCACCUGCCUCCGUGGCCUCAAGUCCGUUCAGCAGAGUGCGCUGCUGCAAGAAGAGAGGCUGGACGCGGUGACCCUGCUGUAUGCCACCUCGCUACCCAGCUUCUGCCUGCUGGCAGGUGCGGCCCUGGUGCUGGAGGCUGGUGUGGCACUGCCUCCUGCUCCCACCGACUCCCGCCUCUGGGUCUGCAUCCUGCUCAGCUGCCUCCUGUCCGUGCUCUACAACCUGGCCAGCUUCUCCCUCCUGGCCCUCACCUCUGCCCUCACCGUUCACGUCCUGGGCAACCUCACUGUUGUGGGCAACCUCGUCCUGUCCCGGAUCCUGUUUGGCAGUCGCCUCAGUGCCCUCAGCUACGUGGGCAUUGCACUCACCCUUUUAGGAAUGUUCCUUUACCACAACUGUGAGUUUGUGGCCGCCUGGGCUGCCCAUCGCGGCUUCUGGAAGAGGGGCCAGCCUGGCAAGGGUCUUUGAGACCUGGGAGAGUGCACGGGCCAUCCGGAACAGCCCCAGCCUGAACCCAGUCUUGGCCAGUGGCUGUGGGAAAAGUGGAGAGCAGGCAGCUGCUGGAACCGUGGGAGGGAGAGGUGCCUUCCGGAAGGGCCACCUUGGAGGCUGGAAUGGGGCCUCCCAGAGAGACUCACCUGUCCCUGCCUACCUCUCCUCCUCACAGACCCCACUCACCACUGGAUGGUGGGUCCAAGCCUGGCACAGUGGCUGUGCUUGUCAGAUUAAUUAUUAUUAAUAUCAACUACUACCCCGAAAAUUGCUGGCCAAACUUUGAGAACCUCACCAUGUUCUGAUGACAACGAUGAUGAUUCUUGGUAGUUGCACAAUCCUUCCUCCAGGUAGUGGGGGAGGCAGCUAGGGGGCCCAGGGAGGGGCUUCUUUGCUGCUGGGCUCCCCUGAGGAGGUGGGGUCAUCUGUGCCAACUCCCGGUAGCUGCUGUGGCCUCACCCACGGGCACCCCAAUUUGGGGUCUUCUGUCCUCAAAUAAACUAUUUUUGUUUGUA